Messenger RNA from Panicum virgatum (switchgrass), 1543 nucleotides. RefSeq names its product bisdemethoxycurcumin synthase-like. Gene Ontology annotation, molecular function: acyltransferase activity, transferring groups other than amino-acyl groups. NCBI's taxonomy places the organism in Eukaryota, Viridiplantae, Streptophyta, Magnoliopsida, Poales, Poaceae. Gene Ontology annotation, biological process: polyketide biosynthetic process. The transcript is spliced from 3 exons. Bases 92 to 1438 code for a protein of 448 amino acids. The record is from RefSeq and is a predicted model, not a curated record.
CUCCGGAUCCAAGUCUAACCAAGCUCGUCGAGCUCAGAGCUGUUCCUGGUCGACACAUCCCGUCCGAUCCAGUGCCGCCGGCCGACCGUCGAUGUCUCAGCAAGCUUCCCCUCUGCCAUGCGCUCCCGAUGCGGCGGCGGCCCAGCCUUGCCCGCCACCGCCGGGGCACAGCAACGGUCGCCACGGCGGCGCGGCCACUGGCAUCGCCGCCGCCGGUGACCGCCCCAAUGACAGCGGCGCGCGCCCUCCACCGCCGCCGGAGGCCAACGAGCUCCGGCGGGAACAGCGCGCCGACGGCCCCGCGUGCGUGCUCGCCGUCGGCACGGCGAACCCAGCGAACUGCAUCCCGCAGGACGAGUACGCCGACUGGUACUUCCGGGUCACCAAGAGCGAUCACCUCACCCACCUCAAGGACGCCAUGAAGAAAGCAUGUGAGCAGGUGGGUGUCAAGAAGCGCUACUUCCAAGUCACCGAGGAUCUCCUCCGUGCACACCCGGAGAUCCUGGACCCCGCACUCCCAUCCAUCGACGCCAGGCUCCAAGCCGUGGCAGCCGCUCUGCCCGAGCUCGCCGCGGCUGCCGCGGCGAAGGCCAUUGCCGAGUGGGGCCGCCCGGCCGGCGACAUCACCCACCUCGUCGUCAGCACCAGCUCCGGCGCGCAGAUGCCGGGCAUCGACGUCCGCGUGGCCUCCCUGCUCGGCCUCCGCCCCACCGUGCGGCGCACCAUGAUCUACUUCCAGGGCUGCACGGGCGGCGCCGCCGCGCUCCGCGUCGCCAAGGACGCCGCCGAGAACAACCGCGGUGCGCGCGUCCUCGCCGUCUGCGCCGACGUGCUCAGCGCCAUGGCCUUCCACGCCCCCGACGAGGCGCGCGCCGAGGGCCCCGCCGCGCACGCCAUCUUCGCGGACGGCGCCGGCGCCGUCGUCGUGGGCGCCGACCCCCGCGCGGCCGACGAGCGCCCCGUGUUCCAGAUGGUGUCCGCCUCGCAGGCCACGAUCCCGGGCACCGAGCGCCUCGUCACCGGCGACUUGGGCGCGGCCGGCCUCGGGUACAGCCUCGCAACGCCCGAGGUGCCGGUGCUGGUCGCCGAGAACAUCGAGCCGGUCCUGGCCGCCUCCGUGGCGCCGCUCGGCCUCGCGAGCGGCGGUGGGUGGAACAGCCUCUUCUGGGUGGUGCACCCGGGGAGCCACCUGAUCAUGAACAGCUACGAGAAGGUGCUCCGGCUGGAUCCGGGAAAGCUGGCUGUCAGCCACCAUGUGCUCACCGAGUACGGGAACAUGAUAGGGCCGACGGUGCUCUUCGUCCUCAAGGAGGUGGUGCGCCGCCGCCGGCUGGACCUGGACGGCGAGGGUGAAGGGGAGGGGUGCGAGUGGGGGCUGCUGGUGGGACUCGGGCCGGGGUUCACCGCCGAGGUGAUAGUGUUGCGCGCGUGUAAAUAAGUGUUGCUGCGCCCACUCAAUUUGAUCAAGACAGCAUAAAAGUGGUAUCAUGUCAAUGUAACAGCAGACACCGAAACAAAUCCUCCUCCAUUGGUGUGCCCAUCU